AACCUGAUGAAAUUAAGAACAAGAUCCAUGAUAUUGUUCAAAAACAUGUAAAAUUAACUGAUAAAAAUAAGUGGAUGGACGUCAAAUUAACUGAUCCAAAACUCAAAUUUGAGAUUCUACGAGAUUGUAUGUCUUUAACGGAUAGAAAUAUUCCAAAUCUAGAACUUAAUUCCAUUGAAACAGUUGGUGAUGCUGUAAAGUUUUAUUUGGGUGAAGAGAAGAAGGACCCUCGAAUUGGUCACCCAGUGGCUGCUUGGUUCAUGGAGAAUGAAGAUAAAUUACCGCCAAAUAUGACUUUCAUCCCAUAUGUAAAAGAGUUUGGGGUAAAAAAGGAAGAUCGAAGAAAAAUACAAAAAAA
Messenger RNA from Racocetra persica, 358 nucleotides. The record is from the annotation of a GenBank genome assembly. NCBI's taxonomy places the organism in Eukaryota, Fungi, Glomeromycota, Glomeromycetes, Diversisporales, Gigasporaceae.